AGGAAAAAUUAAAAAGGGAGGGCGUUCACGAAAAGGGUGGAAGGGGAGACCACCAUCUUCAGGCAGCAUUUUUCUGGAAAAGAAAAAAAAAAAGCAUUCCCCACCCUUUCUCCUGAACUCAACCGACCAGCCACCUCCACCAUCUCCGUCCGACUACCUCCCGCCGGCGACUGCUCUCGCAUUCCAUUCCCGGGAUCCUACCUCACUUCUUCACCGUCGCCUACUUCUUUACUCUCGCAAAAAAGAAGCAAAAAGCAUUUUGGUCUUUCUCUCCUCUGGGCACGGUCGCCAUUGAAGCCCCACACAAAACCUCGGAUUCACAGCCGAUCUACGUCGUCCGCCACCUCCAGAACAUCGUCCGCCCGCUGCCAUUCGUCGUCGCCGUCCCUGACCUCGGUGGAGUCGACUGAAGCCUGACACGAGUUUGGAGUCGCUUUUCUCAACCUUCGCCGCCAACGAUGCCUGGGGAAGCCAAGCCAGUACAAAGUGAUAUCCACAAGAGAUAAAGCUGCAACCCGACCAGACACUCAGCAUUCUGAGGAAGCACAUCAACCUUCAUCUCCUCUAAUGGCCGCUUCUUCGAAUCUGAAAGGGAAUUACCACGUCUUCCUGAGUUUCCGAGGUACGGACGUUCGAAACAACUUUCUCGGUCAUCUCUAUGCAGCUCUUGAGCAAAAAGGAAUCUACACUUACAUUGAUAGUGAGGAGCUUCGGAAAGGCGAACAAAUAACACCGACGCUUAUUAAGGCGAUCAAGGACUCGCGCAUCGCAAUCAUCAUUUUCUCCGAGGACUAUGCUUCCUCACAGUGGUGUUUGGAAGAGGUGGAGAAAAUCAUGGAGUGCAAGGAGCAAAGAGGACUCACAGUAUUUCCGGUGUUUUACAAAGUGGAUCCUAGAGAAGUGAGAACACCAAGAGAUACCGAAAAGCUAUGGAAAAGCAUGAGAGCAAGUUUGGGAAAGAUUCAGAGGAGAGAUGAAGCGGAUUCUAUAAAGAGCAUUGUGCAAGAGAUCUCUAUGCAGUUGGACCAAACGCCCUUAUAUGUUGCCAAGCAUCCGGUUGGAUUAAGUUCACGGGUUGUAGAGUUGGAAUCAAAGUUAAAUCUUGAGUCUCAUGAUGUUCUCAUGAUAGGGUUAUGGGGACAGGGAGGUAUAGGAAAAACAACAUUAGCUAAAGCUCUUUACAAUGAUAUUUUUGGACAAUUUGAGGCUUCAUGUUUUUUGGCAAACGUUCGGGAAACUUCCAAAGAUUCCAAGGAUUUAGCUCAUUUGCAAGAAAAAUUGUUGUCCAAGACAUUACUAGGAAAAGGAUUAACAGUGUUUAGUGUUGAUGGAGGUAUUAGUUUGAUCCAAGAGAGACUUCGCCGCAAAGAAGUUCUGCUUGUUCUCGACGAUGUCAGUGACGUAAAACAGUUAAAUGCUUUAGCUGGAGAGCAUGAAUGGUUUGGUAAAGGAAGCAGAAUCAUCGUCACUACAAGAGAUAAGCGACUGUUAACUCUCCAUGGGAUAGAUAAAGAUCAUAUCCAUGAAAUUAAAACUCUAGAGGAUGGGGAAGCUCUUGAACUUUUCAAUAAACAUGCUUUUCUUAGAAGUAAGGAAAUAGUGAUAAGGAGGGAUCUUGUGGAUAGUGCUUUGCAUUAUGCUAAUGGACUUCCUUUGGCACUUGAAGUAUUGGGCUCUCUCCUACAUGGUAGAAGCGGACGAGAGUGGGAAAGCGCCUUGAAUAGACUUGCCAAAAAUCCUGACAAAAACAUCAAUGAUGUUCUCAAGUUAAGUUUCGAUGGACUAGAGGACUAUGCAAAGGAAAUAUUCCUUGAUAUUGCAUGUUUCUUCAACGGGCGAUCUAUGGAGUAUAUUAUAAAAGUCCUUGACAGUUGCGACUUUGACACAAUGAAUGGAGUACAAGUUCUUGUUGAGAAGUCGUUAAUAACUAUUGAGAAGCCCUUCCUCGCUACAGAGAUGGAGACAUUACAGAUGCAUGACUUGAUUCAGUUGAUGGGCAUGGAUAUUGUUAAACAAGAAUAUCGCGAUGAUCCUGGAAGACGCAGCAGGUUAUGGCUUUGUGAAGAUGUUUGGAACAGAUGCAGUAAAAGCCAUAGUUUUGGAUUUACCCACAACAGAAGCAAAUACUUAGGUCCCAAUGCUUUCACAAACAUGAGAAGAUUGAGGUUGCUCAUCAUGAUUAAUGUGCAUAACUCUUUCCAAGGUCCCAUCUAUCUUCCUAACGAACUGAGAUGGUUUCAAUGGCCUGAAUGUCCUUUUUCGGUUCUCAAAUUUCCCCCUGGCCCAAAGAAGUUAGUCAGACUUGAUGUGCGCAAAAGCAACAUUCAAGUCAUCGUGGACCAAUUCAAGGACUUUAAAAAUUUGAAGUUCCUUUACCUCAGUGAAUGUCUGUCCAUGGUUUGUAUGCCGAACCUCGAUUUUUGUCCAAAUCUCGAGGAAUUGGAUCUCAAUGGGUGCAAAAAUUUGGAGCGUGCUCACGAAUCAGUUGCAUAUCAUGCCAAGUUGAGGUUGUUGGAUCUAGAAGAUUGCUCUAACCUUCAUCAUCUCCCUGAUUUACUCCAACCCAAGAAUCUUCGAUUUCUCAAUCUUCGUGGUUGCUCAAAGUUGCGAAGAUUCCCUAAUAUUCCGGAUAAAAUGAAAAGCUUUCGACGACUUUUUUUAGAUGGUACUUCAAUUGAGGAACUUCCUGCAUCCAUAGAAAAUUUUGUCUCUUUGGAAACUUUCUGUUUAUCUUAUUGCAAGAAAUUGGUAAACCUCCCAUCUAGCAUUUACAAGUUGCCAAAUCUUUUGAGCUUGUCGCUUGAUGGUUCAAAACUAAUCAAGUUUCCAAAGUUGGAGGAGGAUUUGAGUGAUCUGCGUAGCAAGAUAGGAUUUCCCAAGCUAGAGUUCUUAAAUCUUAGAGGAUGCAAUCUACAAGAAGUAGAGUUCCUAGAGAAUCAUUCAUGUUUUCCAUCCUUAGAAUAUUUGAAUUUGAGCGAAAAUAAUUUUGCUAAGCUUCCAACGUGCGGGAACCUACAUAAUUUACUUGGAUUGGAUGUUUCGGAAUGCCGACAGCUACAAGAGAUUGGCGAGGAAGAGAUUGGCGAGGUUUCAGGGCAAUUGCAUAAAUUGAUGGCAAGGAAUUGGCAAUCUCUAAGCAAAAUUCCCUCCGUCAUAUUGUCCGUUAAUCGAUUAUUUUGUGAUUCGGUCCGUAGUAAGCAAUUUUGGGAAUCGUGUUGCAUAUCGCCUUUGGAAACUAUUUUGCCUGUGGGAGCUACUGAAGGAGAGAUGCCGCAAUGGUUACUCCUGAAUAAGGAGGGUUAUAUAUCUUUCACAGCUUCAAAGGAUUUGUAUGAGAAGUUCCUAAGAUUAGCUAUCUGUGUUAUAUUUCGAGUAAAGGAAGGGAAACGAGAGGACUUUAAGCUCAGUUCAUACAUUAAUGGCAGAUUCCGACGUAGGUCCUUCGAGCCAUUGAGGUUCCCCAUAUUGCGUUUGGAACAUGUGUUAUUACGGUUGCAUGCAGUGAGGGACCUAUGGGGAGUAGACCCUUUUGAUCGAAAUGACUCAAUUUCUUUGCGGUUAGGGUUAGGCAUUAAAGCAUCGGAUGUUGUAAUUGUAAAAGAGUGCGGAUUUCGAUUAAUAUGCAAGUCACUAGAGGACAAUUUGGAGGCUUUGAAUCAAGAUGAUGAGUUGUUAGAUCCAAAUUUGUUUUAUGAGAUUUGGCAUCACGAUGAAGAAACGACUAGAGAGGAAGAAAUUUCGGCCGAUCUCUCAGAUCUGGAAAAGGGGAUAAACCAUGAAGACAACUACCAAACAAGCUCAAAAGAAGGCAAUGGUAGGGAUGACUCCUCGCCCGUCGAUAUCAUGGCUGACUUUUCAGUUGAGCAAUUGUCCCUCAAUGAAGAUAAUCACCAAUCAAGGUCAGAGGCAGACAGUACAAGUGAAACAGAAACAGACGAGGAAAUCUUGGAUGACAUGUCAUGGUCUGACUUAUCAGUUGAGAAGUGUCGCUAUUCUGAAAUUGCUCCUCACUACAUGGAUAUUCUUCCCGGAGGAGAUAUGCCAGAGGAGCUCAUCAUUGUUGAAGGCAGUACCAUAUCUUUCAUGGUUUUACGAGACUUCUAUGAUAAGUUAUUGGGAUUAGCUCUCUGUAUUGUUUUCACUGUAGAAGAUGGCGAAAAGGAAAUAUUUUUCAACAUUGUGCCUCAUCUUAAUGGCCAAAAACGGAAUGGGCUAUCAGGAUCUCUCGGUUCAUUUAAUUCGAAUCACAUGUGGAUUCAAUAUCUCAAACCAAAUGUGCUAUGGGGAGUGUUGGGGGGAGCUGUUGAUUUUUGUGACUUUGGUGAGGAUUGCUUACGAUUUAGCCUCACACUCAGUGUAUCGGGUGGAACCGUAAAAAAAUUGGGAUAUGUGCUAAGAUGCAAGCAAAUGGAUGAUGAUUUGAAAGACAAGCAAUUAGUGAAUCCAGCUUCAAUCUAUGAAAUGAAGCUCAAAGAAUUCUUCUACAAAUUUCUCCCACGCCAUAUGGAGCGAAUGGAAGCCAUGCAAAGUCGAGUACGAGUACGAGUACGGGGAUAGGUACAGCAGCGACAGCGAAACAGAUUAAAUGGGAAGAGGCGAGUGUAAUAGUGCUGGCGUGCAGCUCUAAAAGAAGCAAUCAUUAAGCCAACACAACAAACUGGGGGUUGGCAUAUGUUUCCUGAUACCUUGGGACAUUUAUGUUUGUUGUUGAAGUAAGAAAUGGCAUUCACUUCAAUCUCUAAUGUUAGAUUUGGAAAAAUGAGAGAGGGUGACUUGGCACACAAGAUACUUCAAUUUAGUAGAACGUGGCUUCAUGUUUGGCUCAAAUAUCUUUAGCACGUGUAGUCAAAUCAUAUCAAUAAAUGACAAGUCAAUAUUUUUCGUUA
Messenger RNA from Eucalyptus grandis, 4886 nucleotides. RefSeq names its product TMV resistance protein N. The transcript is spliced from 9 exons. Gene Ontology annotation, molecular function: protein binding; ADP binding. Gene Ontology annotation, biological process: signal transduction; defense response. The record is from RefSeq and is a predicted model, not a curated record. The coding region runs from base 568 to 4557 and encodes 1329 amino acids. Lineage: Eukaryota; Viridiplantae; Streptophyta; Magnoliopsida; Myrtales; Myrtaceae.